AUGCCAAGUGCUGUGAUAACGCCACAGAGAAGCCGAAAAGUCGACCAGAUAGUGUUCGAAUCAAAAGAGGCACGAAUCCAGUCCAGCGUGGACUGUGUGGCGGUUCACUUCUGUCUGUCCGAAUCAGCAGAGACCACCGAAUCGGCCACUCUUCUGCGAUCACUGGCUGGCCAGCUAACGAAGCGCUUUCCGAAUCUUGUCCUGCCGAAACUCUCCACUCUCACUCUGCUAGCCGACUAUGACCAUGCCUUGGAGCAGUACUUCACGCUGCCGUUGGCGUCACUGCCUCGUCCUGCCAAACCGUUGUUCAUCCUCAUCGACAACAUACUGCCACAUAUCUACGAUCUAGUGUUAGCGAUCAAUCGCUCCCUUCCAUCAUGGAUGCGACUCGCCGUUACAUCAAGACCCCUUGCUCCGUCUGAUCAGUACAAAUUCGAGAGAUUUCAUGACCUUGUACUGAGCGAAUGUAUUGACGAGCUGGAUCGUUUCAUAGAAGUACGCCUACCUCAGUGUCUUCACUGCGAAGUACUGGAUGCCUGUGAUAGUUCCUGGUUCUUCGUUGACCAAUUGGCACGUGCCAUCGAUGCCGGCAUAAUUCCACCGGAUCGUGUACCGUGUAGUGUGAAGGAUUUGAUGGACGACGUUUGCCUUGCUCUACCUCAACGACUGCCCAUUUACCUUCUACUGAUUAAAGCCUCACGGCAGCCGCCGCCGUUGAGUUUUUUCUACGCCGUCUCGCAGCUGAUCAUACGAGAGAAUGUGCAGAUGAUCGAGCGCGAAAUCAGUGCAAUCAGCAUCGUUUUGCAAAGUACAGAUCCAUUGGUCGUAUGUGGUUCUUGGGCAGAAGUCGAUGGCGAUCUCGCACCGUAUCAUACGGCUUGGGCGGAGUUCUACAAGACGAAACGACGUAAAACACCACAAGAUGUCGUCGAGCUGGCUUAUCACCUUGCCCAUUCAAGUCAGAUGAAUCUUGUAAUUACGAAGAAGAAGGAGGAGGAUGAUUUCAUCUAUUUGUGUUGUACGGGUGAUUUGGAAAAAGUGAUGAAACACAUGACAUCUCAGUCAGAUAUGAGAGCGGCGUCAAUGUCGACGAAGAGGGUAGUGGUGAGCGGACUGCACUUCGUGGGGCAGCUUGAUCGCACCGCUUUGAUGGCUGCGGCUUUUAUGGAUCACUGGGAGAUUGUCGAACUGCUGCUUGAUCACGGAGCUGAAAUCUCUGAAACCGACUCGGCUGGAGCCACAGCACUACAUCUGGCUCUUUCAAACGGUUCAAAGACAGAGGCACACGAUAAAACGGUCCAGACAUUAAUACGGAGAGGAAGUGACCUGACAUUGGCGGAUGCCCACGGAAGAGUUUGCAUCCACCUGGCCGCCUAUCAUGGUGAUCGGAAUCUGAAGUCGUUGUUAGGUGCUACGUGUAUUGAUGUGCAGGAUUCGCUCGGUCGAACUCCGCUAAUGCUUGCAGCAAGUCAAGGACAGUUGGAUGCUGUGGACCUACUCACCAAAAAUGGAGCCUAUAUCGAUUGUAUUGAUUCGGAUGGUCGGACGGCAUUCCAGUUGGCGGCCAUCCAUGGGCAUCUUCCUGUUGUGGAUAUUCUUCUGGCACUCGGAGCUGACGAAGCUCAUAAGGACAACGAUGGCGCCGUCGCGCUACAUUACGCGGUAGCUCACGGCGACGUCACCCUCUGCAAGGCUUUAGCCACUUCGGUUACGGUGCGUGCCACAGAUCGAGCCGGGAAUCAUCCGCUAAUCAACGCUUGUCAAGGCGACAAUGAAGAGGUAGUCCAAGAGCUGAUAAACCUGGGAGCGGAUGUGGAACAGCUAUCGUUGAACGGUCAGAGCGCAUUACGGGUAGCCGCGCUGUCCGGCAACACAAAGAUUGUUCGACUGCUGGCUGAACAUAUUACUGACUGGGAACAGCAGGAUAUGGAUGGAACUCCACUUGUACAUACACUACUAAUUAACAAGCAGACGGCUAUGGCAGAACUACUGCUGACCCUUGGAGCGUUCAUCUCAGCCAGAGACGCGCAUGGACGGACAUGUGCUCAUGUGGUAUGCGCCAUAAACGACAUGUGUGGUGCUCGAAUGCUUCGUCGACUCGCGGCAUCGUUCGAAGCAGUGGAUUCUGGUGGUCGUACCCCGUUACUGACGGCCGUCUGGAAUUGCCAUCUGGAAAUGGCCGCCUAUCUUCUCGAAACUGUCGGCGUUAAUCCGAACGCCGUCGAUGAGCAGGGAGCUUCAGCCUUGUCGGUAGCUGCACAGCAGGGAAAUCGAGAACUGGUAGUGCUGCUACUGCGAAUGGGUGCUGAACCGUCGUUGAAAGAUCUCGCAGGUCGAACGGCAUUGGACGUGGCCACUAUGUAUGGGCACGAUACCAUCAGAGCUGUACUUCAGUCAGCAAGCGGCUCAGCUGACUCGUCGGGAUUUGGCAGUGUGCCGAAUUCGCCGUUGGAUUUCAGGUCGUUGGGCCGAAAGUCGCUGAGGAAAUCGCAAAAACUGGCGGUCACCAGUCCACGACUGCUUAAGAAACCUGUGUAA
Molecule: messenger RNA, 2538 nt
Organism: Ostertagia ostertagi
Lineage: Eukaryota; Metazoa; Nematoda; Chromadorea; Rhabditida; Trichostrongylidae
Source: the annotation of a GenBank genome assembly